AUGUCCUCCAAGUAUGUUUUCACACGGGGUCUUAAGGAGCUGCGGUUCCUUUUUUGCCAGACCUCUGAGCAGAGCGCUGCGACAAGACUGUUCUUGAACCGCGCCUAUCCCACCAUGAAGAAGCACAACCCGCACACUCCAAUCCUCAUCCGUGAGGCUGCCGGCACACUGCCCCGGGUCUACGCUCGAUACGGACUUGGAAAGGAGCAGGUGGAAGCACUGAGCGGCCUGUCGGAUCAGCAGAUUGAAGAGAAGAUUACGCAAUUGGUGAAGGCGUCUUCAUAG
Aspergillus puulaauensis is the source of this 285-nucleotide messenger RNA. Its product is annotated as L51/S25/CI-B8 domain-containing protein. The transcript is spliced from 4 exons. The record is from RefSeq and is a predicted model, not a curated record. Bases 1 to 285 code for a protein of 94 amino acids. NCBI's taxonomy places the organism in Eukaryota, Fungi, Ascomycota, Eurotiomycetes, Eurotiales, Aspergillaceae.